Messenger RNA from Lynx canadensis (Canada lynx), 4787 nucleotides. RefSeq names its product KIAA1210 ortholog. The transcript is spliced from 6 exons. The record is from RefSeq and is a predicted model, not a curated record. Bases 1 to 4215 code for a protein of 1404 amino acids. Lineage: Eukaryota; Metazoa; Chordata; Mammalia; Carnivora; Felidae.
AUGGCUUUAAAUCCCCGAAAGCAAAAACAGAAGAAGGACAUUCAAACGACUGUGGAGCCAAAACAGGGGAAGCCAGGCGUUCCGCUGGUGUCUCAAGAAGAGCAGAGUACAACGACAUCCCAAGAAGCUGUCCAAAAGAAGCCGAAAAACGACAGUGCAGGUGUCUCGAGCCUGGAGCAGAGCAAGAAAACCGAAACUCCGGAUGAGAAGACAGCAGAGCAGACCUCAAACCCAGAUGCUGCUGGCACUCAGGGCUACCUGUCGACGACGGCGUUUGGAAGGCAAUGUGCAAGGAGAGGUCCCGGUGCUAUAGGAAUGAGUGAGAGUGGGCUCAGAGGAAGAACCUUCAAACAGUUUUCUGUCUUCUCUGCGGACCUCUCUCUGGAGCAGUCCACAACUCCACCGGCCAAAAGCGUGACUCCUCAGGAGGGACUUUCGGAUACAGAUGGCCUGGGAAAGAGAAAUACUGGGAUGGAUUUUAAAGCUGGAACCGCAGCAGGAGCCCAGUCUGUACCCGAAGACGUGGAAGGGUCCACGGUUGGUGACCCAUCAACAUGCCGUGAGGACGGGGCCCCGGGAGCCAACAGACCAGAAGCCAUGGCUUCUCUCUCGUCAGCGGCAACCGAGGCCGAAGCGUUUAAGGAUCCUUCUCGCACCCAGUCGGGGAGGGAAGAAGCCUGCAGCUCCGAUUUGCAAGGUAUCCAGCUGAAAAUGGAGUCAGGUCAAGAUACUCCAACUGUCUGCAGAGAAAAGCCCCCUGGAAAGUGUCUCCCGGCCUUCACAGCUGGUAUUUCGGCUCCGCCAAGUGCUUUGGCAAAGAGAGGCGUUUCUGUGGAGACGCUGCCUCUCAGGAGCCUUUCCCCGGCCAUGGUGAAGUUCCAAGCUGAAGAAGAGUCCUCUGAUUCCGAGAGUUCUUCAGAGGUGGGGGCUGGUUCUGAGCAGGUGCCUCCCAGGCCUGCUUCCCAGCAGGAGAAGCCCAAAGGUGACCAAAAAGUCUUCCCCAAACCAGGAAGUUCAGCUGUGGAACCGAGCCGGCCCGGGCAGCAGCUGGCUUCUAGAUCCCCUUCCUGGGCCGUGGCGCGGCCCGAAGCUGAAGAGGCCUCCUUGGAUUCCGAGACUGUUCCAGAGGACGAAGACACCUCAGAGCAGCAGGUGCGUCCCGGGCGCUCUCUCCAGUCGGCGGGGAAGCCCGACCGUGGCCAGGAAGUCUUCACGGAGCCCAAGAGCUUCGCUUCCAAGGUCUUGGGGGAGCCCAAAGUGUCCACCGAGUGGCACAGUUACGCUGACAAGUACAAGAGUGCUGACCCUUCCCGGGCCUGGAAGGAGAAGCCCAAGGACCAAGGAGGAACCCCCUCAGUUUUGAAGAGCGUACUUAAGAAGCGGGAUGUUUCCAUGCAGCGGCUCGCUCUCCAACAGCUUCCUCAGUCCUUCGCGAAGCCGGCUGUUCAGCAGCAAGUGUCGUCCGGCCCGGUGAGGGCUUUGGCACAGCGGGGCAGCUUUGCAGAGCACCUGCUGCCCCAGUCCGGGACGGGCGCCAAGGCCGAGCAGCAAGCCUCUGCGUGUCUGGAGAGCACUGCCAGGGACUGGGGCCUCUCCCUGGAGCCGCUGCCUCCCAGGACCUCUUUGAAGCACCUGAUGAGGCGUAAAGUUGGGCAACCGGUCUCCAAAAGUCCAGAAAUUGCCAUGACCCCAGGGGUCAAUUCCGCGGCCCUCAAAUGUCAUUCUAAGCCUCCCCCGAAACCCACGGCGGGGGAUGCAUUCCCUCCAGGUCCAGGGCACGUGUCUGUUUCGAAGCAAGUGCUGCCGCCCAAGGAUCCUUUCUGGGCCCUGCUGAGAUCGGUAGUUGAGGAACAAGUCCCCCCCGGUGCGGAAAGUGCUGUGGUUGAGAAGGACGCUUCUAUGCAGCCGCUGGUCCCCAAACAUCAGUUCCCCAGGCAACCUGUGGUCCGGCGACAAGUCUCUGUGAGUCCGGAGAGCGCUGCAGCUGAGGGGCGCGCUUCUGGGGGGCCACUGCUCCCCAGACAUUCUGCUCGGCCCCUGGUGAAUCCUCAAAGCCAGCAGAUCUCAGAGAACGCUGCGGUCAAGGGGGGCACAUCUGCCUCGCUGCCUCGCGGAGGCCCUUUCCAGCCCUCGGGGAGGCCCAGACUCCAGGCACAGACCCUCCCCCCCGACUCGGUGAGUGCUUCUGAGGGCAGCGGUCCCGAGGAGAAGAUGCCUCCCCCACACACCUCCCGGGCCUGGGUGAGCCCCAGAGUUGAGCAAAAAGCCUCCUCGGGUUCAGCGAGUGCUCCCGCAGCACGGAGCACUCCGGUGGAGUCAAAGCCUCCCAAAAGCGCUCUGCAGGCCUGGGGCAACCGUAAAUCCAAGCAAGCGGCCUCCACGGGUCUGGAGGGCGCUGUGGCCGAGAAGGGUGGGUCCAAGGCGCAGCCCCCCCCCAGAAUGUCUUCUCAGUCCCCGAUGAAACCCGUGGGGAAACAAGCAGUCUCUGCAGGGCCGGAGAGCGUGGCCGCCAAGAAGGAGGCUUCUGCAGAACCACUGCCUCCCAGGCAGUUUUCCAGGUCCCUUGCGGGACACAAAGUCCAGCAAAUAUCUUCAAAUUUUGAGAGCAAUGCUGCCAAGGGCGCCGUCUCCGGGAAGCCACUGCCUCCCAAGAAUCCUACCCAGGUCUUGGUCAGGUCUAAAGUCCAGGAAAUGUCCUUGCGUCUAGAGAACAAGGCCCUUGAAGGAAACACGUCUAAGAAGUCACCAAUUCCUAGAUAUCCUUCCCAGUCAUUUGUGAAGUACAUGGCAGAACAAGUCUUUUCAGAGAGCCCCGCGGCCGAGCGGGGAAUUCACACGAAUCCCCCAUCUACAAAUCCACCUUCCAAACCUUCGAUGAGGCCCGAGGCCCAGUGCCAAGUCUUCUCAGGUCAGAAGAAUGCCAACAUGGGGGGAGGCAUUUCCUCACAGCUGCUGCCUUGGAAAAGCCCUUUACAGUCCUCAGGGAGGCCCAAAGACCCCAAAGAAGUCUCCUCGCAUUCGGAGAGCGCUCCUGCGAAGUCGAGUGGUUCAAAAAAGCAGCCGCCUCCCAGAUACCUUUCCCACGCACUGGGGAAGCUUGAGUACCAGCAAUAUGGCUCCCUGGUCUCUGUGAGCGCUCUUGAAGACAGGAAGAGUUUUCAAGGCAAGCUGCCUUCUGGAGGCCCUUCCCAAGCCAAGAAGGGGCCUGAAUCACAACCACAUGUUUCCUCAACAGGCUCAGCGAGUGCGCCUGUGGGGUGGAGUUGUUCUGAGGAGCCCCUGCCUCGCAGAUCCUCCUUCUGGGCUUUUGCAGACCCUGAACAUCAGCAACAGGUUCCUUCCGGUUCCGUGGGCGCUGCUGCUGAGGGAGCCAUUUCUGGGAGCAAUCCUAGCAGCCGGUCCGUACCCAAAGGCCCGGCUUCUCCACACGGAAUCAAGAAGCGUAGCCACAGCUCUGAAGACCUCAUUAAGAAUAUCCUGGCUUCUGCUGCGAAACCCGUGAAGUUCACUUUUGCUCCCGCCAGCCAAACAUCCACUUCCGGGGUCACUUACCCUAAGAAGGAAGUUGUCAAGAGCAGUGAUCCAAAUAACAGCCACUCAGACGUGUCCACCACCGAGGCUGAUGUUGAAAACGUCUUUGGGAUUCGAGUGAGAAAAAUCCCUACCUCGGACAAGUUCAAGGAUGAGACACAAGAUGACCGGACCAAGCUUUCUUCACUCUCCCUGGGCCCAAAGUCAUUUCCUAUAUGUAAAGGGAAGCGAAUCAGAAGAAGCGCUUCCCAUGGGUUCCUGGGCACCGCAGAGCACCUCAUCCCAGGAUAUGAGUUUGCAGAGAAGCAACAGGACAGGCCCAAAUCUGAAAUCAUAGCUGGGAAUCAACCCGCUUACAAGGUCCCAGGAAAGGCUCCUGGUCGACAGGAAUAUUAUAGCAUCUCGGAGCCGACUUGGAUAACCGAGGUAAAGGAGAAGCAGAAGAGUUCUCAGGCCCUCCUUCCUAGGAAAGAGCCGAGAACCAAGAACAGAGCCACGAUCAAAGAGCCUUCACGUGCGGGAGAUCUCUUAGAAGAUGAAAACCAACCAGCAAGUAGUUUUACCUUCAACGUCAAUAAACAGGAGCAGAUGGCACUGAAGAAGCUACUUCAGCUUACCAAAGGAGUCCCUUUCGUGAAGAAUUUGACGAGCAAUUUAGGAAACCAUGGUCUGGCCACGGAAUAGUAGGACCCAACAUUAACACCAGUCCGGUUUCUACUCAAAUCUGUGUCUCCCGAAGCAACCAAAUGUGUGAUUGCUUAAAAUAAAGAAAGAAAGAAAAAAGAAAGAAAGAAAGAAAGAAAAGCCUUUGGCGAUUCUAAUGUGUAACCCGCCUUGAGAACCACGGGUUGAGUCUAAGCCACUAAGUCAGCGGUAAAGCGGAAUGAAGAGAUAACAUAACUAUCUGCUUCCUCUCCGGUCUCAAUUCAGAAGUGCAAGGCCAUCCGGUAACAACAAUCGGCCGAAGAUUGGCAGUGACAGCUGUAGGUGUUUUCUCUCAGGCCUUCCCAUGCCCAGGCCCCUGUGGCCAUAGCCAUGUAGAUUUUGUCCCUUCGACAUCCCACCCGGGGCAGUGCACAUGCGCUGGCUCUUAGAAGCCAGAGGAAAGCUGAAAGGAGGAAGAACCAUACUGCUCUCCCAUCGACGUAGCUCCGUGUCUCUUACCGCGUGUGUGUCAUUUGCUGUGGUUCUUGUAGGAUUUGAAGAUGAGGGGACGUUCAAGAGCUCGCCGUGGGAAAAGGAAUCCAGCGCUCUUC